Molecule: messenger RNA, 988 nt
Organism: Linepithema humile (Argentine ant)
Lineage: Eukaryota; Metazoa; Arthropoda; Insecta; Hymenoptera; Formicidae
Product: transmembrane protein 242
Source: RefSeq, a predicted model, not a curated record
UGGUUACUCGCAUGUCAUGUAACGAAUGUGUCUGAGCACUUUAAAAAUGGCAGAUACAAUCGGCUAUUUAGAAACGGACGAGAUGGCGGAAUCAAAUAAUGUUGUGCAAACGUCCAUUACUGCGAAAUCUGCAAGGUUUACGAAACGAAGUGAGAAAAUUUACGCUGCACUAUUUCUAAGCGCUGUCACAAGUAUCUCUGCCCUUGCUGGUUUUGCCAGAGCAGUGUCAGUGGCCAGAAAACAGGAUCCAAAGUAUUUUGGAAAAGGUAUCUCUGGUGCCAAAGGAGUCAACGAAACUGGCGCCUCAUUGGCAAUACGAGCCCUUGGCUGGGGCUCGUUUUAUGCUGUCACAGGAUGUGGCCUAUUUUUCUAUGCAAUCUGGAAGGUUUCUGGAGCCACUACUGCAGAGGAAUUCAAAUUUAAGAUGGGUUCCUUGUUACCAAAAAUACCUAAAAAUAAUCCAUCCCAAAGUAGGACAGAAUUCGAGGGCUUAACAGAUCUGUUGAUAUAUAUUUCAGAAGAUUGGGGACGUGAUAAGAAGGAAUAAAAAAAAUUUGCAUACGUAACACUUGACGAUUGGAUACACCGGUCAUUUGCUGAUAUCUAGACAGCAUGAAAAUCGCGUGAUCGGUGGAAAAUCAUACGAUCGCAUACGCACGAAUCAUGUACGAGUUUACAGCAUGUUGCGAGUGUCAACAAAGUUGCAAGUAUUGUAAAUCGUAUAAUGUUAAAUUGGUUGUUGCAAGUGAAACCAAACUCGUUGAAAGAGACUUUACAUAUUUAUUUGCAAGUUAGACCAAACUUGGAAGAAGACUUGUAGAAUAUAUAUUUAUUAUAUCAUUUAUACUUAAAUGUAUUUAAUUAUAUUUACGAAAUAAUUUAAAAAAUUUAAAUAUUAAAUUAACAAGUAAAAAUUCUUCGGUUGUAAUAAUCAUGGAACGCGCAUGUUAAAAAAGUUAAGUACAAAGUACUGUGCAAUUAAUAAUUA